AUGUUCAUGUCUUAUAAAAUAAAAAUCUCCAAUGGUUGUGGAACAAUAAUUAUCUCUUUGGUUCAGUUUAGAAAUGCUACAAAUAAACAACUUCAAAGUGGAUUCGAUCAUAUUCCUACCAAAUGUUCGAUAAAAUCUGAAGGAAAUGCCUUCAAGGACAAUGUAGAGAAGCUGCCUCUUCAUAGAGAACUAUAUGAACUGAAUCCCUCAAGCUUCUUUGUGCCCUCUUUCAUAAACGCAUUCAUGGCUAAUGAUGAUGUCAGCAGAAAUCAAAGUAUCAGAAACAUAAUGUCUGAACUUGUUCCAGGAGUUUUCACAUUCGAUAUGCUCCACCCAGAUUUCUGUGCAAAGAUGCUAGCUGAGGUUGAAAAUUACGAAAAGUGGAUUCUGGAAACAAAAUCAUCCACCAUUCGCCUAAACACCAUGAACAAAUAG
Lactuca virosa is the source of this 435-nucleotide messenger RNA. The record is from the annotation of a GenBank genome assembly. NCBI's taxonomy places the organism in Eukaryota, Viridiplantae, Streptophyta, Magnoliopsida, Asterales, Asteraceae.